AGAAUAAAAGAUCUAUCCGCUCUUAUCUGUUCCCAAAAUUCUCAUUUAAAUUGAGUGACCAAGAAUCUCUUCUCAUCUUCAAAACUAUACAAACAAACAAAAAAUGGUUACAGAAAGCAGAUAUCUAGAGAGUAAAGAUCAAGAAACAGGAGAAGAAACUCCAAUUCAUGGAGAUGUUUUAGACAAAAUAGUUUCUCACCUACCGACAAUCCAUCUUGUUCCAUCAUUCUACGUUUCUAAAUUAUGGCAGCGUGCAGUCUUUUCUUGUGUACGUAACCCUUCACGCACGAAGCCAUGGCUUAUAAUCUAUGUGCAGAGCCGAAGAAAUCUUUCAUUAACCACCACUCUGGCGUAUGAUCCUAGCUCCAACGUGUGGAUCGAAAUUACAGGACCAUCAACUAUGACAUAUAUGUCACCACUCCGUUCUUGUCAUUCUGAUACUCUUUACAUGUCAACUCCUUCGAAAUUCAGUUUCUCAGCUGACCCGCUUCAUGUAAAGUGGCUUGACAUUGUCGGACCACGAGUUUGGAGGGCUGAUCCAAUAGUUGCUAUUGUUGGGUCGUGUAUUGUGGUUGCUGGUGGUACUUAUGAUUUUGAGGAUGAUCCUCUCACUGUUGAGAUGUACGACACGGCGUGUCCUGGUUGGUUCACUUGUCCACCCAUCCCUAUUAUACUAAAGGACUCCGCUGCUACUACGUGGUUAUCUGUUGCUGUUUCAGACCACAAAAUGUAUUUGCUUGAGAAAAAUUCCGGUACGUUUUGCUCGUUUGACACAAAUACAAAGAGAUGGAGCGAGACUAGUGGUUCAUGCGUUCUGCAUCCCGACCCAUCUAUCUAUUUCUCGGUUAUUGGUUUUGCAAGUCAUCGAUUGAUACUAGUUGGGCUCAUGGGUGAUGCUGAGAACGCUGAAAGUUUAAGAAUUUGGGAAGUGAAUUGCGAUAGUUUUGAUUGUGGAGAGAUAGGGAAGAUGCCGUUGGAGAUGUUCUGUAUGCUUAAGAAUGUAAAUACGACUCCACUGUUAAUCGAUAUUUCGGUGGCAGAGAAUUGCAUUUACAUAUACAAUUCGUCAGAACCGAAAGAUAUAUUCUUUUGUUACUUAAAUGAAGGGGUAUGUCAAUGGGGUAGUGUCGGAUGUUCUUUCUUGAGUGGUCGAGUUCUCAUGGAUAGGAUUGUUUUUACGAGCUCAAAAGUAAGUCUUGAUGAUCUUCGAAAGGCCUUUUGGUUAGGAAGUAGGAAAUUCAAAGUAGAGUUGGCUGAUACAAAGAUUCAGUAGCUGUCAAUUUUUAUUUAGUUGGAUCAUGUAUUGCGUUCAAACCCAACAAUAAGUCAUGAAACUGGAAAACAAAAGUAGUUUUUUAACAUUUAAAUUUAAUUCCAUGAUCAACAGACAGGAA
Molecule: messenger RNA, 1394 nt
Organism: Papaver somniferum (opium poppy)
Lineage: Eukaryota; Viridiplantae; Streptophyta; Magnoliopsida; Ranunculales; Papaveraceae
Product: F-box/kelch-repeat protein At1g23390-like
Exons: 1
Coding region: 104-1273 (389 amino acids)
Biological process (GO): proteasome-mediated ubiquitin-dependent protein catabolic process
Cellular component (GO): cytosol; nucleus
Molecular function (GO): protein binding
Source: RefSeq, a predicted model, not a curated record